Purpureocillium takamizusanense is the source of this 1760-nucleotide messenger RNA. RefSeq lists its product as uncharacterized. Gene Ontology annotation, molecular function: carbohydrate:proton symporter activity. Lineage: Eukaryota; Fungi; Ascomycota; Sordariomycetes; Hypocreales; Ophiocordycipitaceae. The coding region runs from base 1 to 1641 and encodes 546 amino acids. Gene Ontology annotation, biological process: carbohydrate transport; transmembrane transport. The record is from RefSeq and is a predicted model, not a curated record. Gene Ontology annotation, cellular component: membrane. The transcript has 8 exons.
AUGGGCUUCGACUUUCACGCCGAAGGGACAAGCGACCCCAAGGAUGUGCGCAACUGGCGCAUCCACCUGGUGGCCAUCAUCGCUUCCAUGUCAGCCAUAGCCAUGGGCUACGACACGUCCGUGAUAGGGGGCACCAUGGCGCUGGACUCGUUCCGCCGCGACUUUGGGCUCCUCAAGGCGUCGGGCACGUAUCGCGACACUCUGCAGGGCGACAUCGUGUCGACGUUUCAGGCUGGCUGCUUCUUCGGCUCGCUGCUCAUGUUCCCGCUCGCCGAGAAGGUUGGGCGCAAGCGGGCCAUCUUCGUCGCUGCCAGCAUCUUCCUCGUCGGCGGCGUGCUCAUGACGGCGUCGCACGGCGAGCUGGCCAUGCUCAUCGUCGGACGUGCGGUUGCCGGGCUCGGCAUCGGGGCGUCGUCGCUCAUCGUGCCCGUGUACAUUGCUGAGACAUCCCCGCCUUCGAUCCGAGGUAGGCUCAUCGGGAUCUUCGAGAUUUCGUCGCAGGGCGGCGGCAUGCUGGGCUUCUGGAUCAACUACGCCUGCGACCGAACCAUCUCUUCGGGCCGGGCCGCGCAGUGGAUCGUCCCGCUUGCCUUGCAGCUCGUGCCCGGCGCCCUCCUGUGCCUAGGCAUGCUGCUAUGCCCCGAGUCGCCGCGCUGGCUCGCCAGCCACGACCGCUGGGACGAGGCGGAAAAGGUCCUCGUCGACAUCCGAUCCCUGCCAGCCGACCACGAGUAUAUCCGCGAUGAGCUCUCCGAGAUCCGACAGCAGGUCGAGGAGCGCACGGCCAACCGCAUGACGUAUGCCGAGAUGUUCAAGCGCCUCGUGCAAAGGGGUGUGCGGAACCGCAUCUCCAUCGGCCUGCUGCUCAUGGCGUGCCAGAACCUCACGGGCGUCAACAUCAUUACGUACUACUCGCCGCGCAUCUUCGAGACGCUUGGCCUCACGGGCACCUCCACCAAGCUGUUCGCCACGGGCUUCUACGGCAUCGCCAAGACGCUUGGCAUGAUCAUCUUCUCCGUGUGGCUUGUGGAAAAGGUCGGCCGCAGGAAUGGCCUCAUCUGGGGUGCAUUCAUCGGCUCCGUCCCCAUGUGGUACAUAGGCGGGUACGUCAUGAGGGCCGACCCGGCUGCCGCGGCGGCGAAAGGCGACAUGAACAGGGAUGGAUGGGGAUACCUGGCCAUGGUGUGCGUGUACCUGUACGGCCUCAUCUACUGCGCGACCUGGCAGGGCAUAACCUGGGUGUACUGUUCUGAAAUCUUCCCCAUUGACAUCAGGAUGCUGUGCACGGCCAUCACGACGGCCGACCAGUGGUUCUGGAGCUUCCUCAUCUCGCGCACGACACCGUACAUGAUCACCUCGCUGGGGUACGGGACCUACAUGUUCUUUGGCGCCCUCAUGGUGGUCAUGGGCUUCUGGGCGCUCUUCUUCAUCCCCGAGACAAAGGGCCUCACUCUCGAAGACAUGGACCGUCUCUUUAUGCAGAGCACUUGCAAGACGGUUUGGCAGGCGCUGGUGCAGCGGCGCAGCAUGCAUGACGUUCUCGAGGAGCGGCGGGCGGCGACCCCAAUCGUCAAACGGGAGAAAAAGGAGGCGUAUCACGAGCAGGUGGAGCUGGCGGACCAUCGCCGGUUGUAUAUUUGAGCGACGAGCGACAUGCAGACGGUGGCUGAGUGAAGCCAUGAGGCCGUUACAAUGCAAUAGAUGCGCGUGGAGAGGACCUGUAGCGGGUGAGAUGACCCGUGAUCGACGAUGUGUGGGUC